Molecule: messenger RNA, 1237 nt
Organism: Alnus glutinosa
Lineage: Eukaryota; Viridiplantae; Streptophyta; Magnoliopsida; Fagales; Betulaceae
Product: probable O-methyltransferase 3
Exons: 2
Coding region: 27-1127 (366 amino acids)
Biological process (GO): methylation
Molecular function (GO): protein dimerization activity; S-adenosylmethionine-dependent methyltransferase activity; O-methyltransferase activity
Source: RefSeq, a predicted model, not a curated record
UCGAAGAGUUGGUAUGAAAAAAAAAAAUGAGUGGCUUCGUCAAACAGCUUAGUUUGAAAUUGGUUCCUGGAGAACAUGCUACCGAGCUACUUCAUGCUCAAGCCCACAUAUGGAACCACGUUUUCAACUUCAUAAAUUCCAUGUCCCUAAAAUCUGCAAUUGAACUAGGCAUACCAGAUGUCAUCCACGACCAUGGAAAACCUAUGACUUUCUCUGACCUAGUUGCUGCACUACCAACCCGCCCGACAAAAGCUUGCAACAUCGACCGCCUCAUGCGCAUUCUGGUCCACUCGGGCUUCUUUGCUCGAGAAAAAAUCAGGGAAAAUGACACAGAAGAAGGGUAUGUACUGACGGAUGCUUCCAGGCUUCUCCUUAAGGAUAAUCCCUUGAGUGUAACACCUUUCUUGCUUGCCAUGCUUGAUCCAACUCUGACAAAGCCAUGGAAUUAUUUGACCACUUGGUUCCAAAAUGAUGAUCCUACGCCGUUCUAUACGGCGCAUGGAAUGACAUUUUGGAAUUAUGGGGGGCAUGAGGCAAACAGUGCCCAUUUCUUCAAUGAUGCCAUGGCUAGUGAUGCCCGCUUGGUCAUGAGCGUGGUGAUUGACAAGUGCAACUGGGUGUUCGAGGGAUUGGAGUCAUUGGUUGAUGUUGGAGGCGGCACAGGGACUGUGGCCAAGGCCAUUGCCGAUGCAUUCCCAAAUAUAGAGUGCACUGUCCUUGAUCUCCCACAUGUAGUUGCUGACUUGCAAGGGAGAAAGAACUUGAAAUAUCUUGGAGGAGACAUGUUUGAGGCAGUUCCUCCUGCAGAUGCAAUUUUAUUGAAGUGGAUACUGCAUGACUGGAAUGAUGAGGAAUGCGUGAAAAUACUUCAGCGUUGCAAGGAGGCAAUCACAAGGAAUAACAAGAAAGGAAAGGUGAUUAUUAUAGACAUGAUGAUUGAGAGCCAGAAGGGAGAUGAGGAGUCGACUGAGACACAGCUUUUCUUUGACAUGCUGAUGAUGGUAUUGGUCUCAGGAAAGGAGAGAAAUAAGAAAGAAUGGGCUAAGCUAUUUUUUGAUGCUGGUUUCAGUGACUAUAAGAUAACCCCCGUUCUUGGUUUAAGGUCUCUCAUUGAGGUUUAUCCUUAAUAACUUCUUGAAUUGUUUUAUUUUGCUUCAUGUAUGUCUAUGUAUGUUAUCAAAGUUGUUGAUAUCUCCAGCUCCAAUAAUAAAUUAUUAUGGUUAUGUUCUGUAUUUCA